AUGAGCGGAAGCCAUUUGGCUUUAUUGCUUGAUAGGUUGCUAGCUGAGAAUCUACAUGGCCCGACAGGAAUUUAUAACAGCAAAGGACACAACAGGACUGAGAGUUCAGCAAGCGCAGAAACCCAAGAUUGGACACUCAUUGGAUCUGACACUGCGGGAGAUAUGGAUGCCAAGGAUCCACGAUGGGCUGACAUGUUUAUCGAAUUCUUUCUUAAGAACGCUGCAGACAUGAACGACGACCUCCUCUUCUUUGUCAAAGCAUAUCACAUCCCAGAUCCUCCUCACUCCAUAGUAGUAAACACAGCCGCAACAGCCAACUCAAACAAUAAUACCAACGGCAACACAACAUCAGACAAUGAUCCCAUUUUCGUACGUCGUAAAGUCAACUCCCAGAUGCCGACUCUAGAUGAUGUAGUGGAUUGGAAGCAAACCUUCUUUUUAAACACUAUUGUGCAGUUGCCGUGUACGCUGACAGUCGCGGUUUGUAAGCGGGGGCCGCCUAAACCACAGGUUUCUGUAAUACCGGGGGGUAGUGACGGUAGCAGUGCUACUGAUGUGACUAGGGCCGUAGCUGAAGCCGUGUCGUCGUCUGUGCCGUCGAUGCCGAGUAGUAAGAGCAAAUCGAGGAUGAUUGCGUUGAGACGGGUCAAGAAGAAGGUGUACGCUGCUCCUUAUCGGUCUAGGAUGGAUGUUAAAGAUGCGUUUAUGAAUGAAUGCUCGUAUCCUCUGGUGUAUUAUACUGUCAAUGAUUAUGAAUCUCAUGAUUUACACUUGCCGAUACAUGAACGCGAAUACUUGUGCGUCGAACUCUCUGUCGCUAUACCGAAACCGAAUCGAUCUAAUACCAGUAAAUCGUCUUCAACCAACGAACCAAACGAGGAAGAAGAUGAUGAUAUACCGUUUCCAACACCGCCAGGACAUGACAAGAUCGUGCUCUUUCAAGGAGCAGUGCCGUACGCAUCCUUACUAGAUAUAUAUCUACAGAAGGGACUCGCUGCUCAGAAUACAUUUAGAGGGGCAUGGAGUAAUACUGGCAAUAGCACGAGCAGUAAACCGCCAAGUCAAUAUAACACGUGGGCAUCAUCAUCUCAUGGCGGUGCCGAUUCAGCAGUAUCAGAUCGCACAGAGUAUAUCAUGAUGAGAGGACCACACGGCAAAGGACAAUGUCAGGUAGCGAUAACUGAAGAACCUGUCGCUGCAGAACCAUCCAGUGCUGCAACCGGUAGCUCUUCUAGUAGUGGUAGCAGCAGCAGUCUUACGGAAUCAGGUACUGCAAAUGGUGGUGAUGUGUAUAGCUGGAAUGAUAAAAAGAAUCCAACGUUUGCUGACCGGUUGCGAAGUAUUGGGAGUGUGGUCCGGCAGCAGGUUAUUGCAGCUGCUUCUGGAAGUGCUGCUGGUGGUGGGAGUGGUGCGUCUAGUGGGAUUAGGAAACCAGAUGGACUGAGGUGUUCCAUGACGUAUGUUAACGUGCCGUGGCAGAGCAUCAUCAAGUGA
Molecule: messenger RNA, 1494 nt
Organism: Synchytrium microbalum
Lineage: Eukaryota; Fungi; Chytridiomycota; Chytridiomycetes; Synchytriales; Synchytriaceae
Exons: 3
Coding region: 1-1494 (497 amino acids)
Source: RefSeq, a predicted model, not a curated record